ACACAUGGGUGGAAUGGAUACAAGACUCGCGCGAAUCGUACCUGAAACUAUCUAGGCGGUAGAGGCAGUGUCUGCAACUGGUGGUUGUGGACGUUCUCCGGGUCAUCCAGGUGAUCUUCAGCCAUCUGGCCAAGGCGUGACUGGGAAACUGGUGAAGAAGGUUCUCUAAUUGGUAGAGGAAUUCUGGAUGAGAUGGAGAAUGAAGCGCAGCACAUUCCAUUUUUCACCAAGCUCUUCACACUUUCUCAAAUUCUAGGUAUUCUUUCUGUAGUGCUGGUAGGGGUUUGGUGUGGAUAUUUUCGAAAAGGAUUUGCUUGGGGCAGCGAACCAGUUUUGCAGUUCAACUGGCAUCCAUUUUUAAUGGUACUUGGAAUGGUCUUCCUCUAUGCAAAUGGGGCAUUGAUUUACCGAGGGUUCCGUUCUGAGAAGAAAAAGAAGCUGAAGAUCCUACACAUGUUGAUACAACUGGGUGCCUUCAUUUUCUCCAUUGUUGGACUUGUGGCUGUGUUUGACUUUCACAAUAAUAGUUCCCCUAAAAUCCCCAACAUGUACAGUCUGCACUCCUGGAUUGGCCUCUGUACAGUCAUAUUAUUUGCAUGUCAGUGGGUGAUCGGUUUAUUGACAUUCCUCUUCCCUGGUUUACGCCCAUCUGUACGAGCGGCAUACUUGCCUGUGCACCAGUUCUUUGGACUUUUCAUUUUUGUUGGAGCUGUGUCAUCCUGUCUUCUAGGCUUCACAGAGAAAGCCAUUUUUUCUGUAAAAAAUUAUUCAUCACUUCCUCCUGAAGGUGUCCUAAUCAACGUGACUGGCCUGGUUCUCAUCAUGUUUGGUGGCUUGGUAGUUUACCUGGUAUCGCAUCCCAAGUUCCGCCGCCAAACUACAGAGGAUGAGGUCUUGCUCACUGAUACUGUACUUGAGUGAAAAGUGGAUAAUAUUGUUUAAGAAAUUUUUUUUUGCUGCUUAUUUGUAACUGUGACAAGAGGGAAAGUAGUGCAGGGUAUAUUGCCUGUAAACAUACAAUGUGGUAUUUCAAGGUUCGCUUUACCAAUGUCAGUAUUCAAAUUUGUUCAAUGUAAAGAAAGGUGAUAUGUAAAUGCAGUAAAGGUCGACACAAUAUUCCAACUCUACUUAUGCAUGCAUAUCUAAGUGAUAUCACAACCAUGAUGACAGAAUAUAUAUAUAUAUAUAUAUAUAUAUAUAUAUAUAUAUAUAUAUAUAUAUAUAUAUAUAUAUAUAUAUAUAUAUAUAUAUAUAUAUAUAUAUAUAUAUAUAUAAAAAGAAAGAAUGCACUUUGUAUUUUUAUAGACUAAUUAUCCGUUUCAAGAUUUGAUUAUCAUGGAAUUUUGUCCAGUGAAUGUUAUAUAAUAAACCCUUUACUAUGUUAUUUUACUUUAAAGAUAAGACCAGUUUCCUAACUCCUUCGCUACAUUACACUCGCAUAGCAUAAGAGCCAAAUACACAGAAGUGCUUUUGUUUUAAUUUCUAGUUUAUAAAUACAGUAUCUAAACACAAAAAAAUAUAAAAUCUGAUAAGACCGCAGAACAAUCUUUAAAGUCUGUGUUAUCUGCAUGUUACAUUACACAAGCGCACUGUACAAUAAAUUAUGAGAAAAAAAAAUCUUACCUCAAAAACCU
Homarus americanus (American lobster) is the source of this 1634-nucleotide messenger RNA. Its product is annotated as transmembrane ascorbate-dependent reductase CYB561-like. The record is from RefSeq and is a predicted model, not a curated record. The coding region runs from base 193 to 921 and encodes 242 amino acids. Lineage: Eukaryota; Metazoa; Arthropoda; Malacostraca; Decapoda; Nephropidae. Gene Ontology annotation, molecular function: oxidoreductase activity. The transcript is spliced from 6 exons.